Messenger RNA from Paramuricea clavata, 2319 nucleotides. NCBI's taxonomy places the organism in Eukaryota, Metazoa, Cnidaria, Anthozoa, Malacalcyonacea, Plexauridae. The record is from the annotation of a GenBank genome assembly.
AUGGUGAAGCCAAAAAACACCGUGAAUAAAAAACAAAAAGUAAGUAUUCCUUUGAUAUUUUAGUAAAAUCACACGUAACAUAUCUGAAUGUGGACUUUCAAAUACCUUAUUAUAGUAAAUUAACGAUGCACUUUAUUAACGCGAGAUAAAUUAACCUGUCAUCUAAUUAAUGCGAAUUACUUUCAGGUACUUCUAAAACUGAUUAAAUUAACGCGAAUACGACAGUUUGACAUAUGAUAUACAUAAAUGUGACCUCAAUCCUACCAUAACUCCAUAAGUAGGUGCUUGUGUGGUGUAUUUCUGAAUGAAAACUGAAGUGAAAAUUGUCGUUUUUUGAUAUAUGAGAAAUAAUCUUCCUGUGAGAUUGCCUCUUGGUCAUUAUUAUAACUGACCUUGCAAUUUGCUAAACAAAAAGGUGAUUGCUACUCAUCGAGAAAGUGCUAAAUAUUAGGUCAUUUUCUCGGAAAUUAAUGCACUAGUCAACUGAAACCCGGAUCCCUGGGCAUAUGCUGGGUUUUAGCUUACACGACUUUGUGAGGAACAUACAGAGGUUUUAGUACUUGGGGUUUUAUAGUAACUCUGAUAAAAACAAAAGGUACAUAAAAAAUUAACGAGGAUCGAACUCGUUAUGUACUGCAUAUAGUAUACACGCUAUACACAAUGCCCCGUUUGCACCAGGGACCUGGCAACGAGUCGCAUUAUGCAUAAAGUAUAAUAUACAAUACUUGAAGUAACAGGCCUAGCAAGUUCCUACAAUACACAACACGCUAUGGAUAAUAUCUCGAUUGCGCGAGCUCGGGACCUGGAAAUGAGUCCAUCAAAAUGAGGUUGGUAGGUCAGAUGCCAUAUUGUCAUCCUCCUCCCCAGCCCCAAGCUGGUGCGGCCCUCACAGUGGCCUUGGUUCAGGCUGAUUGUGCAAGCAGAACAAAAUGCUGCCAUUCACUUUGUCAAUCAAGUACUUGAUAAAUACUAAAUUUUCGUAAGAUUACAUUAUAAAUCAAACUCUUCAAAUUAUCAAAUACAAUUUAUAAAAUUGCGUUGAUUCAAACAGAUAGGUAGAGGGGGACAAUUUACACAAUAAUCUUGUCGACGUUGCAUACACAAGAUAUACAUUUCUACAGUCGUGCAUGAAGUGUGACUGAUAUCUGAGUCUUGAAUACUCAUAAUACUGCAGUUUAUAGUAUCACAUGCAAUAUCACUAAAAAAGUUCACAAAUUCAGAAACGAUUCUAUUACUCUAAGUAAACGAUAUUAAAUCAUUUGAUGCCACAGAUUUUUAAAACUCUGAGCUUAGUAAUACUUUUAUUUUUUCUCUAACAUGAAAAUGCAUUCUUGUUAUUAGCCCAAUCCAACUGAGCCAACAGAUUUAAAGGAUGCUAAACCACAAACUGCGCAGAAGGCGAAGCCAAAGAACGACAAGAAUAAGAAACAAAAAGUAAGCGCGUAGUGUGUACGGAAAAGUCCUUGAAUUGGAAGAAAAAAUUCCAGGACUGGAAAGUCCUUGACAAUCAGCAGAAGUUCUUGAAAGUCCUGGAAUAAAUUUCCUAACCCUCCACCUGUGUCAACAUUAGUGAUUUUGAUUAAAAUUACUGAAUAAAGUUCAAUUAUUUGCUGGCCAAAUCCGUGCCAUUUUCAAAGAUUUUUCCCACUUCUAGCUUCUUGAAUUUACUGAAAAAAAGCCUUGAAAGUCCUUGAAUUUCACUUUUACCAAAGGGUGGACACCUUGUAAUUAUUGAGUGCAGCUAAAAACUUUUUUUUGAAUCUGUAGAUUAUCCAAAUCGAAGCAGAGGAAACCCCACAACAGAACUACGCUCCAGAACUGAACGCCGUUGAACCCACCACGUCAACCCAACCUGGCACUCUAAAUUUUCUAGAUACCGUAGAUCAAAUUAGGGUUCAGAAAAUUCUAGACUGCUUCAAAUCCCACGAAGUUAAGGAAGUGGAGACUCAGACUUCAUUUGAACCUGAAAGACUACGGCCAAUUGUGGAAAAAUCGGUUCAAACAGAACAUGCUAACUAUUCGUGCAACUGCAGUUCGACAAUAGCGAAGCAUUUUGAAGAACUGAAUAAAAAGCUUGACUUAUUCAUUGCUAAGCAAGAACCAUACACCCUACUGACCACACCAAACAAGCCAAAGUUUGAGUUCAAUAACGAUGAGUGCGAAUAUGCUGGAUCUGUAUCACCCUCGCCAACAUUUGAACUCCAAGGUGGAGACGUGUUCAAAAAGCAGCAGGAACGACAACAAAAAUACAACGGCAACAACCAAGAGGCACUUACCACCAUCAAUUUGGCUGAAUGUAGCUUGCCAGGAAUGCUGUAG